Xyrauchen texanus (razorback sucker) is the source of this 2502-nucleotide messenger RNA. RefSeq names its product mucosa-associated lymphoid tissue lymphoma translocation protein 1-like. Gene Ontology annotation, molecular function: cysteine-type endopeptidase activity. Bases 244 to 2166 code for a protein of 640 amino acids. Lineage: Eukaryota; Metazoa; Chordata; Actinopteri; Cypriniformes; Catostomidae. The record is from RefSeq and is a predicted model, not a curated record. Gene Ontology annotation, biological process: proteolysis. The transcript has 15 exons.
UAGUUGCCAUUGAAACUUGAAUCAUUGUCGUAGCAAGUUGAGAAUUGAAUUUCCUCAUCAAGAUACAGUUGACGUUAUACGCUUGUUUGUAUGCGGAGGUUUAAGAGGGCAAUGUGAGAUUGAUCGCUGUCAGGUGGCGUACUUCAAACGUCAAUGAGCACUACGACAGGUGCUAAGAUUUUGAAAUGACUGACUGGCUUACAAGAGCAGCAAUUUUCAGACUAAAGAGUUGUGGAGACAGCCAUGAGAUCUGAAGUUGUUAUUCUGCAGCAGCCAAUAUCUGUGUGUGUACCACCAAACCAUGAGGUGACUUUAAUAGUUAAAGCAAUUGGCACUAGUCCUUUGAGGUAUCAGUGGUUUGAUAAACAACAGAAAGAGGUGGAAGGUGGGACAGAGCCCGAGCUUACCGUAACUCUACAGAGAACGGGAAAAUACAUUUGUAGAGUGAGCGACCUGUACUGUAACUAUCAGUUCACAGAAUGGGUUAAAGUGAGAAUCCUAGAUGCACCAGAUGUUUCUCGCACUUGGAGAGGAGAACUCCAUAUAGCCAUUCACCCAGUUUGUCAAACAGUAAAACUAGGGGAGACUUUUACUCUUAGAUGCACAGCUUUAGGCAAGCCUACGCCUUCCUACCAGUGGUACAGAAAUGGUCACCUCCUACCUAAACAGAAUACAGAAACACUCAGGAUUGAAAAUGCCAGUGCAGACAGCACUGGUUCAUACCUCUGUGCUGUGUCAAAUGCUUUGGAUGAGAGAUGGUCUGAAGCAGCUGAAAUUGAGAUUGCACCUACGGAUCAACCACCAACACCCACGCUUAUGGCAACUGACAAAGUGGCAUUGCUGAUUGGGAAUCUGAACUACAACCACCACCCUGGUUUGAUGGCCCCCACUAUGGACGUCCAUGAGCUAGGCAAUCUUCUGCAGCAGCUUGGCUUCAGAGUGGUCUCUCUGCUAGAUCUCACCCUUCAGGAAAUGCAGGCUGCCAUUGUCAAGUUCUUGCAGCUUUUGGACCAUGGAGUGUAUGCUGUUUUUUAUUAUGCUGGCCAUGGGUACGAGCACUCUGGUAGGAAUUAUCUGGUGGCCAUUGAUGCUCCAAGACCUUACCGAACAGAAAACUGUGUGUGCGUACAGAGAGUGAUGCACAGUAUGCAGGAGAGAAAAGCCCAGCUCAAUGUCAUUCUUCUGGACACCUGCAGGAAAUGGUACAAACAGAAAGGUCCUUCCUCUGAAAUAAAGCCUUUGGCUCCUCUGGGCAACACAGUGUAUGGAUAUGCCACGACUGAAGAUUCAGAGGCUUUUGAAGUCCAGGAUGGAGGCAAGAGCACAGGGAUCUUCACCAAGUAUCUGAACAAACAUAUCUUACGGUUGGAGAGGGUGACCCAUGUCUUAGAGCAGGUCUCUGAAGAUCUGGGAAAGGACCCACUGGUGCAUGGCAGACAGGUAGUAGAAAUCAGGCACACUCUCACGGAGCCACGGGCCUUGACCGAUCCUGUGCGAAUAUCUGGACACACCAUGGAGUUCCGUCGAAGAGAUGCUUGCUGGAAACAGGCUAAUGUUCUUCCUGGCCGCAAGUGUCUGAACUUUCAGGACUGUGGUGUUCAGGUUGAGCUCAGUUUCUCUGCUCUGUUCUCCAAUGUCCUGAUUGUGUUUGGUACACUGAGAAACACAAGCACUGUGGCCCAGGAGUGCACGCUGAUUCUUGAGAGUGAACCAAUGAUGCAGGACAUUUUCUCUGCUUGUGGCAGAUCAGAAGAAAUGGAUACUCCGCUUGUGAGCAGUGGUAAAACUCCUGACAGUACCCUCAGAUUAUGUUGCCUUCAGAGGCUCCAGGGAUCACUGGUGAUCAAGGUCAAACUGCACUACACCCAUACAGAAACUAAAGAACAUCACACUCAGAGCAGAGAGCUAGACAUAGGCAAGCCUCUUAUUGCCUCCUGCAAGCUUAAUCAGAUGAAGGCAGUGGACAGAAGACAAGAAAGUCAUGUCCAUACUGUGGACCACCUGGCCAACAUCAGAUGGCCACAUCAUCAGAACCAUCCUCAACCUGGUCAGCCCUGCAUGCGCAAGGCAGAGAACAAGUUACAGAGCUCAGCCAAAGCCACCUCUGUGAGCAGUAAUGAACCAGAGGAGAAUGAUGAAAAUGACUAUAGUGGAUUCACUAUGUGAUCUGCCUUCCCUUUACAAACACACAAUACAGUACGGCAUUGUUUUGAUGCAACAAAGGAUUUUUCUUACAUUAAGUGUUUACCUUUUGCUUACUAAUUGAUAUGUGUGUGUCUGUGUGUGUGUGUGUGUCUGUGUGUGUGUGUCUGUCUGUGUGUGUGUGUGUGUGUGUGUGUGUGUGUGUGUGUGUGUGUGUGUGUGUGUGUGUGUGUGUGUGUGUCAGAGAGAGUGAGAGCAUGUAAAGGAAGACGUUCUCAUGCAUAUAAAUAUAUUUAUACAAUUAUUAUUUGUAAAUCAAAUCAAGUGUAAUAUUCUGAUAUAAUCCAUAAAGUGGUACUA